ACUCCUUUUUUCUUUCAUGAAAUGUUUGCUUUACGUACUUCCGGCAAAAAAUGUGAAUAUUUGAUUAAAAUUUAUAAGUUAUGCUGUGUUACUAAUAUAAAAUGAUUUAAACGUAACUUAAGAGUAAUACUUUUUUCUCAGCUGGACACAAAUACAAUAAUUGCGCUAAAGAGACAAAACUGGCAGAAGAACUUUAUGCUCUACUUCCUCAGCCCGCAAGCCUGCAUACAGAUGAGUCGAUGCGAGUCAUGGAAGUUGGAAGAUUCUAGACCGGUGGUGCUCCGGCACAGGCGGUGCGGCGGGCGCCAUGCUUCCGCGGCGGCUGGGCUCCUCGGAGCCGGCCAGCCCCAGAAAGCGGCUGCGUCACAGCGCCGACCGACCGGCCAGUCGCUCCAGCUCUGCCGAGGACUGUAGUCGCACGACUGAGACGGCGGCGGUACGACGGGAGAACGGCUGCGCUGCGGACACCAUGCACGACACGGUCGGUGAGAUUCUGCACAGCGGGGACGGUGAGCGGCUGGCUCUGGGCGCCGAUGGCGAUCGGACGCUGCAUGGUGUCGAUGGCGAUCAGCUCAUCUGCGGCGCGGCCGGCGAGCCGGCGGCUGCACUCUGCGCGACUGUGGGCGCCGCUGGUGGUGGUGAGAACGGAACCGUUGAGCCGCGCGUGAACGGUGUGCUCAACGGCAACGGCAAGCACCCGCACUGGCCGACCGAGCACCUGCCGUCGAUGCCCUGGUUCGGCAUGGACAUCGGCGGCACGCUCACCAAGAUCGUCUACUUUGAGCCGACCGACACGUCACCAGACGAGGAGGCCGAGGAAGUGGAGACGCUAAAAAACAUCCGCCGCUACCUGACCAGCAACUCGGCCUACGGCUCGACCGGCCACCGCGACUCGCACCUGCAGAUGAACAACGUGCAGAUCUGCGGUCGCCAGGGCACGCUGCACUACAUCCGCUUCCCCACCUGCGAGAUGGGCAACUUCCUCGAGCUGGCCAAGUCGAAGGGCAUGGCCACGCUCGCUUCCACCAUCUGUGCGACCGGUGGAGGCGCCUACAAGUUUGAGGAAGAGUUCCAGCGUGAAGUCAACAUGCAGCUGCACAAGUUUGACGAGCUUGACUCCCUGUUGAACGGCCUACACUACAUCGAGAACAACAACAGCCACGAGCUCUACUACUGGGAGGAGCCGUGCGACGACCGGCUCUGCAGGAAGGUACCGUUCGACUUCAGCCAGCCGUACCCGUACCUAGUGGUGAACAUUGGCUCCGGGGUGAGCAUCCUGGCCGUGUACGGACCGGACGAGUACAAGCGCGUCUCGGGCACCAGUCUGGGCGGCGGCACCUUCCUCGGCCUCUGCUGCCUGCUCACCGGCUGCUCCACGUUCGAAGAGGCCAUCGAGCUGGCGGCGCGCGGCGACCACACGCGCGUCGACAAGCUCGUGCGAGACAUCUACGGCGGCGACUACGGCCGGUUCGGCCUCAGCGGCGACACGGUCGCCUCCAGCUUCGGGCACAUGCACGUGCUGCAGCGCCGGAAGGCGGUCAACCGGUGUGACCUGGCACGCGCCACGCUGGCCACAAUCACCAACAACAUCGGCUCCAUCGCGCGUCUGUGCGCGGUCAACGAGCAGAUCGAGAGGGUCAUCUUCAUGGGUAACUUCCUGCGCGUCAACGAGAUAUCUAUGAAGCUGCUCUCGUUCGCCAUGAACUUCUGGUCGUCUGGCCAGAUGAAGGCGCUCUUCCUGGAACACGAGGGGUACUUCGGGGCGGUGGGCUGCCUGCUGGAGCUCAUGAAGACGCGCCAGGAGUGACCGGGCGGGCGAGAUGGGGGUUCGGGCGGCGUCGGAGCCCGAGCGGGGACCGGUCCGCCGACCCGCCGGUCCGCCCCGCGGCGGCGGAGGCGGGAGGGACGGGACGGCCUCCGCCCGGGCUAUCUCGUGCCUGCAUAUCAGGGCGGUGAUGUGACCAUUUACUCGGCGUCGGACGAGGUCGGGUCUGCUACGCAGUGCUUCGUGAAAAACAGGGCUCUGUCCACUGCUGACUCAGGAAUCCAGUCAGAUCGAGAGUUUUUACCACGGUGAAUGGGACGAAUGACUGCCAAGUCAGCGGCAAACAGACCUUGGCGGCACGGCCUUCAUGUCAAUUUCGGAAAAGAGCGGCACAUCGCUUGUGUAAACGUGUUAAUUUGCUGUGACAUUUCGACAAAUGAAGCCGCAUACGCUACGCUACAAGCCCAGCAUCCUAUUACUCCAGAAACGUGUCAACCAAUCCCAUCAGUGUUGCGUAUUUAUAAUGAAUAAUUUCAGCUAUACAUAUAAGUUAAACUGUGUUACAGUGUCAGUGGGUUGGUUUUCAUAAGGCAGUCUUGCAUACAUAUAGAUUUGUACAAUGGAAGCCAUUGGCUGUAACAGCGACACUAUGGCGACCUUGCUUUGUGAGAAAGUGACAACACCAUUAGUUACCUUCCUUGCCAGAUUGCGCCGAGGCCUGACGGUGUUUUGUCGGCAAUCAGUGAUGGUGAUGGGCACCAAUAUCGGAUAUAAUCGAUCGCGACGCACCGGGGAGUAUCCGUUAACGCCGUGAGGCUAUUUGCUCAUUUCUCGUGUGUGACUUCCGUGGUUGCUCUGGUCCGUAAUUUGCGACGAUAUGCCCUGAACACGAAUCUGGUUCACGGCGUCUUUGUAGUGAGAGGUGCAAUAUUUCUAUGCCGUUUUAUCGCGCAACGCAGGUCAUUUUUAGAUAUUUGCAGUAUUUUUGCGGCGUGUGCGUGCGCUAAUAGCGGCGGUACAUUGUUGGCGCAUUUGGUUAUCCAGUCGCGUGGCACGGUGAUGGUAUGGGGAUUUGUAGGAAAAUAUUGCAUCUCCGUAUGUAUAUUGUAGUAACCUUGAGCAGGUGCUAGGAUGUGCGUGUCGAUGAAUGUGGGAGCGCGGACGCUCAUAGGCCCACUCGCCUGAUAUGUCGUGUUCGUAGCACAGGCAUUUCUUUCAAAUCGGCAACGGGCACAGCGGAGGAGAGUGCAUUUUGUUCGUACCAAGGGUGCGUAGGGAUACUCAUCAAUCAAAUAUCCUCUUGCAUCAAUGCAUCAAUCAAAUAUCCGGCAUUAUAAUUUAUUUCAAUCGUGCGAACAGUGUGUACAAGUAUUACGGUUGAAUUGUACCACGCAGGGAUAUUCGAGUACCUACGUUUUGUGGCGAUACCACUGUUCGUUUCAUAUGACGGCAUUACUCUGUUGAUUUAACCGUUAUUUAUGCGUUGCGGGACCAUCGGGUGCAUAUGUCAUCGGAAUACAACGUAGGACACUCA
Messenger RNA from Amphibalanus amphitrite, 3299 nucleotides. RefSeq names its product pantothenate kinase 3-like. NCBI's taxonomy places the organism in Eukaryota, Metazoa, Arthropoda, Thecostraca, Balanomorpha, Balanidae. The record is from RefSeq and is a predicted model, not a curated record. The transcript is spliced from 2 exons. Gene Ontology annotation, biological process: coenzyme A biosynthetic process. Gene Ontology annotation, molecular function: pantothenate kinase activity; ATP binding. Gene Ontology annotation, cellular component: cytosol; nucleus. The coding region runs from base 308 to 1807 and encodes 499 amino acids.